CUUCUAAUUAAGUUCUCACAUUUCUCUCAAAGUUCCAAACUUAGUAUACAAAAAGAAAUCUUUGUAUCUUCAUUCUUGAUUCCAUCAAUAUGACAGCCAUUAAAAGAAGCAGAGAAGACGAUAUGCAAGUGGAAGCAGAAGCCAUGGCUAACUGCGCCUUAAUGCUAUUGUCUCGUUUAAACAACAACAACACAACUUCAACAGAUCGAGAUUAUGACAAUGGUUUCGAAUGCAAGACUUGCAAUAAACGGUUCCCAUCUUUUCAAGCGCUCGGCGGCCACCGUGCAAGUCAUAAACGGCCAAAAUUACUCGCCGGAGCCGGAGAGUUUCUUGUGCAAUCCAAAAAGAAUAAAAUGCAUGAAUGUUCUAUUUGUGGUAUGGAGUUCUCUUUGGGUCAAGCCUUAGGUGGACACAUGAGGCGUCAUCGUGAUGAAAUCAAUAAAACCUCGACGGUAGCCGGAAAGACGAUGAUUCCGGUCGUCGGAAAGAAGAUAAUACCGGUGUUGAAGAAGUCAAAUAGCAGCAAGAGAAUUUUCUGUGGCUUGGACUUGAACUUAACCCCUGAUAUAGAUGUUGAUUUGAAGCUAUGGCCGACGGCACCCGUUUCAUCUCCGAUUUUGCGAUGUUUUUUUUAAGUCCCCUCCAUUGUUGUUCUUGUAGGAUUAGGAGAAGCUAAGAUGUAGUUGAUUUGUUAAUUCUUUUUGAGAUGUACCCUUUGUAUAUUUCCUUAUUUCCAUUGAUUCUUUCACAUAACAUGUAUCAAAACAUAAAUUUAUUUAUCAUUUAUCUAUUUAUUUA
This is a messenger RNA of Nicotiana tabacum (common tobacco), 798 nucleotides long. Its product is annotated as zinc finger protein ZAT12-like. The record is from RefSeq and is a predicted model, not a curated record. NCBI's taxonomy places the organism in Eukaryota, Viridiplantae, Streptophyta, Magnoliopsida, Solanales, Solanaceae.